Messenger RNA from Lindgomyces ingoldianus, 1273 nucleotides. RefSeq lists its product as uncharacterized. The transcript has 2 exons. The coding region runs from base 98 to 1078 and encodes 326 amino acids. The record is from RefSeq and is a predicted model, not a curated record. Lineage: Eukaryota; Fungi; Ascomycota; Dothideomycetes; Pleosporales; Lindgomycetaceae.
AAGCUUCAGAGACCCACCGAACGAGGACAUCUGCCCCGCUGCUCGGAACGAACUACCUCGCAUCUGCACAGGUUUGCAGAUACACAGACCGCUAGCUAUGGAAGGAGACGACAGGGGCGGAGCGGAUCGCGUGGCUGGGGAUUUGGGUGCGUCCAAGCGAUCCGCCACUGCCACAUCUGCGCCCAGAAAACUCAGACUGUCAUAUCUGGAGCCAAGGCCACUUGGCUUCAAUGAGCUUCCGUAUCAUGUUGAUUUUGGCGACGGGCUUGGCGGAGAGCUAGAUGUUGUGGACUUUGUCCAAGCUGUGUUGGAUGAGGCUAAGAGUUGGGAUAUAGAGCAAUGGCGACACACGGGGUCUAAGAGCUUGGACAAGCAGAGGAAGUAUGCGCCGGUGACGCAGUUUGCGAAGGAUAUUGGAAAAAACACCUGGUUUGGGAGAGUAUCGAGGCAUGAAGAGAAGGCGCCGCUUCGGUAUGCAGAGUUCGAUUAUGUGUUAAGGAGGAAUCAUUCGUGGCAUGAGGGGCAGUAUACGCCAGAGGUGGUAGAGGUGAACAGCAUUUUGAAGUGGGAUUUGGAGGGUGGUGGGAAGGUAGAAGGCUGGAAGGAUAUUUCUAUGGAACUCGUCGAAAUGUUCCACAGACUUCCCAUGCCGCUCAACAAGCGCGUUUUCACAACUCUUGUCCUAUCCGGUACCCGGACCGAUCUCCAAUCCUCAGAAACUUCCAACACUCUUGAGGAAUUCAUCGUUGUUCAACUCCCUGUCUCGCUCACUAAAUUUCCGCCUGCCGUCAAGCAGCACUCACACGUUAAACCUAGCAAAUACGUUCAAGGGGUGUAUGUAAGUAUUGAGCGGGUCGCGCAGAUUCAAGGACCACUCAGCAAUAGCAAUGGCGACCAAUCUGUUAAAAAUCGAUGGACCAUGGCAACGGCGAGUGAUGCGAAGGGUGUCCUACCGUUGUGGGUGCAGAAGAAGGCUGUGCCGGAUGCUAUUGCGAAGGAUGUUAAGUUUGUGACGGAUUAUGUUCAAAAGAAUUAUGGCGGUGAAGGUUGGCCUGAAGGUUCUACGAAGGAUAGGUAGCGAAGAGGGGAAAGUGGUGGGAUUGUUUUAUUAUGCGUAUGCGCUGGUUCGCUACUUGUAUUGUGGGUUGUAGUUUACUAAUGCCGGAUAUCUUUUGGGACAUGAACAGGAUGGAGCUUGCCUAGCGCGUGGAGCAACUUGAACACCUAAGUAAGCUUCUAAGUUAGAUUAAAAAAAUGAAAUAAUAGUAUGGAG